AUGGCUCCCGCCGUCGCCGCGAUCGCCGCGCUCAAGCCCGGCGCCAAGCUCGCGGACGGCGCCUUCGAGGUGCUCGCCGUGAACGAGGUCCCCGAGUACAACGUCGCGUGCGUCGAGCUCGUGCAUCUCAAGACGGGCGCGCGGUGGAUGCACUGCGGCGCGGACGACCCGAACAACGUGUUUAACGUCGCGUUCCGCACCACCCCCACGGACGACACGGGCGUGGCGCACAUCCUCGAGCACACCGCGCUCUGCGGCAGCGAUCGGUACCCCAUCCGCGAUCCGUUCUUCAACAUGCUCCGUCGGUCGCUGAGCACGUUCAUGAACGCCAUGACCGCCGCGGACUUCACCUGCUACCCAUUCUCCACGAUGAACGAGACGGAUUACUACAACCUGCUGGGCGUCUACCUCGACGCCGCCUUCUUCCCCAAGCUCUCCAGGGAGGAUUUCCUCCAGGAGGGACACCGCCUCGAGUUCAAGGACAUGGAGGAUAAGAACUCGCAGCUCGAGCUCAAGGGCGUGGUCUUCAACGAGAUGAAGGGCGCUAUGGGCAGCCAGGCGGCGCGAUUCAAUCGCGCCCUGGGCGCGACGCUGUUCCCCACGAGCACCUACCACCACAACAGCGGCGGCGAUCCGGUGUCCAUCCCGACCCUGACCCACGAGGACCUCACCAGGUUCCACGCCACGCACUACCACCCCAGCAACGCGAGGGUGUUCACCUACGGGGACCUCCCGCUGGAGCGGACCCUCGCCAAGUCCCAGGAGCUCGCGCUCGGUAAGUUCGACCGCAUCGACGUCAGCGCGCUGGACGUCGCGGACGAGCGGAGGCUCACGGCGCCGGUGAAGGUGGAGGUACCAGUCCCGGCGGAUCCCGUCGUUCCGGAUCCGAACAAGCAGAGCGUCGUCUCGGUGGCUUACCUCAUGGUCAACCAGAUCAAGGAGAAGGAGGCGGAGCUCGAGAACUUCGCGCUCACCGUCGCGUCCGACCUCUUGCUCAACGGACCGCAGGCGUACUUCCACGAGACUUUGCUCGAGUCGGGGCUGGGCUCGGGAUUCGCCCCGGGGACGGGAUACUCGUCGUCCAGGAGGGAGACGUCGUUCGCGGUGGGUCUGAAGGGCGUGGCCGAGGCGGACGUGACCGAGGUGGAGGCCAAGAUCCAGGGCACGCUGGAGAGGAUCGCGAAGGAGGGCUUCCCCAAGGAGCGCGUCGACGCGGUCAUGCACCAGGUUGAGCUCGGCGCCGCGAAGGUGAGCACCAACUUUGGCCUGGGAGUGGCUUUCGGGGCGAUGGGGACGUGGGUGCACGGCGGCGACGGCAUGAAGCCCCUCAAGAUCCCGGUGCUGGCCGCCAAACUCCAGGCUGCGAUCGACGCCGACUCCAAGUACUGGCAGAAGCUCAUCCAGCGCAGAUUCCUCGACAACUCCCACAGGGUCACGGUGGUGGGCGUCGCCGACAAGGACUACGACGCCAAGCUGGAGGAGGCGGAGAAGAAGAAGGUGGCCGAGAUCGAAAAGUCCCUCACCGAGGAACAGAAGGACACCAUCGUCAAGGAGGCGGUGGCGCUGCGCGCGAGCCAGGACGGCGACCAGAACGCGGAUAUACUCCCCACUCUCAAGGUGAGCGAGGCGGUGCCGCGCGAGAUCAAGCACUGGAACAGCUUAAUCACCAAGACGUCCGGCGGGUUUGACCUGCAGAUCGACGCGCAGCCCACGAACGGGAUCACGUUCGCCAACCUGCUCCUGGACGUCUCCGAUCUGCCCGACAGGCUCGUGCCCUACCUCGACCUCUUCGCCGAUUUCAUCACCGAGCUCGGCACGAAGACGAUGGACUACAAGGCUCUGGCGCAGGAGGAGAAGCUCAAGACGGGCGGCAUCGGCGCUGGCGUCAACGUGCAGCAGUCCCUCGACGCGUCCGCCCCGCCCCGCGUGUACGUCUCACUCAGCGGCAGCGCGCUCGACCGUAACGUUCCGGCCAUGUUCCAACUCAUGGCUGACGUCGCGACAGGCGCCAAGUGGGCUGGCGAGGACGCCAGGCUCGGCCUCCUCCUCUCUCGCCGCGCCGCGAGCGCGGGCGCGGGCGUCUCGCAGAACGGACUCUCCUACGCCAAGGGCCUCGCGAACGCCUCCAUCGACCCGGUCGCCGCGCUGGACUAUCGCACCGCGGGCUUGCCCCACGUCGCGUUGCUCCAGAGGCUGGCGAGGGAAAAGGAGGCUGGCGUCGAGGAGGUGUCCGCCGCCCUCGCCGAAAUCGCCGCUUUCGCGCUCGCGAGAAACCGGGUGAUGCGGUGCAGGAUCAGCGCCAAGCCCGAGGCUUGCGAUCCCGCGGUGAAGCAGAUGGAGGCGUUCAUCGACGCGCUCCCGCUGCGCGGGGCCGACGCGGUCGGCGACGAGCUCACGCUCGCUCAGUCGCUGGCGUCGUUUGCGGUCGCGCCGUCCAAGACUUUCGUGGCGACGCCCACGCAGACCAACUACUGCGCCGCGUCUUACUUGACCGUGCCUUACUCCCACCCGGACUCCGCGCCGCUCUUCCUGCUCGGCCAGGCCAUGUCCACCUCGUUCCUCCACAGGGAGAUCAGGGAGAAGGGCGGCGCGUACGGUGGCGGAGCGUCCGCGGCUCCCGUCGAGGGAGUCUUCGUGCUCUCCUCCUACCGCGACCCCAACACCACCGCCACGGUGGAAACCUUCGAGAAGGCUGCGACGUGGGCGGCGAAGGAGGGUAACCUCACACAGGAGAUCCUGGAGGAGGCGUGGCUCAAGGCGUUCAAGGCGAUCGACGCGCCGCUCGCGCCCCAGUCCCGCGGUGCCUCGCUCUUCACCAACCUGAUGGACGACGAGAGCAGGCAGCUCUUCAGGGACAGGCUCCUGGACUGCACGCCGGGCAGGAUGCGCGAGUGCGCGGAGAAGUACCUGGUGGGCAAGACCCCCGCGCUCGCGAUCGUGGGUAACCCCGCGUCUGUUCCCGACGUGAAGAAGGCGGGGUGGACCUGCGUCGACGCCGAGGGAAACCCGCUCAAGGAGGAGUGA
This is a messenger RNA of Micromonas commoda, 3024 nucleotides long. RefSeq lists its product with no specific name. Gene Ontology annotation, cellular component: mitochondrial matrix. Gene Ontology annotation, molecular function: metal ion binding. The record is from RefSeq and is a predicted model, not a curated record. The transcript has a single exon. Bases 1 to 3024 code for a protein of 1007 amino acids. Gene Ontology annotation, biological process: protein processing. NCBI's taxonomy places the organism in Eukaryota, Viridiplantae, Chlorophyta, Mamiellophyceae, Mamiellales, Mamiellaceae.